AUGGCGUCUCCUGAACCGAAUCUCCCCAAACUGUUUGCACGCGACAUUAUUUCCUAUACCGAUUCGCAGCUUGAUCAAUAUCUCAAAGACAACAGCAGGAUUGUCAAGGUUGAAGACCCCGAGAAUCUCACUGAAGAAUUUAUUCAAUGUCUACGGGAUUAUGCACGUCGCUCAAGCAAAGAUAAUCAGUCCCAACCAGUCGACCUUGAUCAAGUGACGGCCCGACUUUUGCAAAACCUCACCGGUAAAAAUGUGCGUCAUGUAGCUGGCAGGGAUCGCGAUGAUGACUUCUACGGCUUGGAUGGGUAUGAUCGCGAACCUACUCCAGUGUAUGACCCAGACAAAGCAUACCAGAGAAGUCUGCGGGAACAAACUGGCGCAUACCACGCACUUAUCAAGGCUGGAGGUCGACCUUCGCACCCACUUAGCCUUCUUGUGGAUAUCGUUAAGGAUCCAGGAGAGUACAGUGAAAUUUUUUCGUUCUGGCAACUUCCCCAUCAGCGUGAUGACUGGAGAGUAUUCGUGGAACAAUUAUCAAGGUGGAAAGACUUCCUGAGAGUCCAGAAAUUUGCCCGUGGGGAAAGCGUUCAUGACAACUGGCGGCGAUUCUGGGACGAUUCACGAGACAAUUUAAAUAUUUUAGGUGAUUUUGGGACAACUGUUGAUGAACACGAGGCACACUGGGAGAGUCACUUCGACUACCUAAAAGAAUGCUACGAAGACGAUGAGGUAAUAAUAACCGGCAAUUGCAAUUUAAGAUGGGAUGCCUAUGUUGGCCAAGAUACCCCCGGUACGGAUGGACGAUUCUCCACGUAUGCCAAUGCGAUCAAAAAGCGCCUCACAACACAUGGCUUCGCUCCAAAAAUUGAACUAGAUGAAGACCUAACUCGCCAGGACAAAUUAACAACAUGGGCUGAGUAUUUGGCCUUGGAGUACUGGUGCUAUGACGAGCUUACACUUUCGAAGGCGCAACAACAAUUCAUUGAUGACGCGUGGAAAAAGCUCGUUGAGUCUAAGGUAUUAAGCCCUACUGAUACGCAGGAGUCUUUAUGCAGCGCUGAAUCAGCAUUUGAGAGAUGGAAUAGGUUGGGACAAGCUGAGAAGGCUGUGGAAUCUGCGAAACAUGCUGUGAUGCGCGCCCAAAAAGCCGCCUCAGUUCAACGAUAUCCUCAUAAAGUUUCAGCAGAGGAACCCACAUCAGAUCUAUUGAAAGCUCAACUACAGCUAAAUGCCGCAGAGAAGGAGUACACCUAUGUCAAAACACGAAAUGAUCACAUCGUUGAAUUCGUUCGGAACACGAGGGAUCUUCGGAUCAAGAAGAGAGACGAAGAACACCAGAGGAAACUAGUACAAUGGAUACUGCGGCAGUUCCCCUUGAUCCAACGCGAGCUAGAGCAGUCCAAGACAACCGCCGACAUCGCAGAGCCCAGCCAUCACAAUAAUAUGCACGGCGACAACCGAGGUGACAGAGCUACUGCGAAACAAAACCCCGCGGGGAAACGCAGCGAUACUGGCGAAGACACUUCGACAUCGGACCAAAUCCGGAGAGCCUCAGCCUCCCAAACAGGUAAUAAACGCAAGCGCAACCAUGACAUGACUGAGGAAGCAGCACGUCCCUCGAAGCGCGCAGAGCGUAGUGGUCGGAAUCAGCAGCUUUCUGGUUCUGCGCGUAUAGAUUCAGGGACCGCCAAGAAUGUUGAUGGCGUGAAGGCCAUCACACCAAACAAAGCUGGGCACCCGUCUCGACGAGGUAUUUCGGUGUCUAGCCCAAAGAUGUCUUCUCUGGACCAUAGGAAUUCUUCUACUGUACCCAACCCUCCCCUUCGCCGCAGCGCCAGAAUUGCGCAAAGAGAGCAGCGUUUAAAUGCACCGAUUAGCUCAUCAUCCGAUAUUGUGAAACCUUAUCCAGGAACCCGAAAGUCAGGCCAGGCACCAACAGAUCCUAAAAAGACGAAAACACGAGUGCUGUCGAAGCGCGGCAACUCGAAGCCUCAACGAACGUCAGGGAAAAAAGGGCAGUAUUCUCGUUCUUGA
This is a messenger RNA of Blastomyces dermatitidis ER-3, 2034 nucleotides long. RefSeq lists its product as uncharacterized. Bases 1 to 2034 code for a protein of 677 amino acids. Lineage: Eukaryota; Fungi; Ascomycota; Eurotiomycetes; Onygenales; Ajellomycetaceae. The record is from RefSeq and is a predicted model, not a curated record. The transcript is spliced from 3 exons.